Messenger RNA from Propithecus coquereli (Coquerel's sifaka), 1374 nucleotides. It is a transcript of the gene CACNG4, whose product is annotated as calcium channel, voltage-dependent, gamma subunit 4. The coding region runs from base 43 to 1026 and encodes 327 amino acids. The record is from RefSeq and is a predicted model, not a curated record. The transcript is spliced from 4 exons. Gene Ontology annotation, biological process: positive regulation of synaptic transmission, glutamatergic; neurotransmitter receptor internalization; transmission of nerve impulse. Lineage: Eukaryota; Metazoa; Chordata; Mammalia; Primates; Indriidae. Gene Ontology annotation, cellular component: voltage-gated calcium channel complex; postsynaptic density membrane; AMPA glutamate receptor complex. Gene Ontology annotation, molecular function: voltage-gated calcium channel activity; channel regulator activity.
GGCGGGCCGGGCCGGCGGGCGGCGGACUAUGAGGCGCCCACCAUGGUGCGAUGCGACCGCGGGCUGCAGAUGCUGCUGACCACGGCCGGAGCCUUCGCCGCCUUCUCGCUCAUGGCCAUCGCCAUCGGCACCGACUACUGGCUGUACUCCAGCGCGCACAUCUGCAACGGCACCAACCUGACCAUGGACGACGGGCCCCCGCCCCGCCGCGCCCGCGGCGACCUCACCCACUCGGGGCUGUGGCGGGUGUGCUGCAUCGAAGGGAUCUACAAAGGACACUGCUUCCGGAUCAACCACUUCCCUGAGGACAAUGAUUACGACCACGACAGCUCGGAAUAUCUCCUCCGUGUCGUGCGAGCCUCCAGCGUCUUCCCCAUCCUCAGCACCAUUCUGCUCCUGCUCGGAGGGCUGUGCAUCGGUGCCGGCAGGAUCUACAGCCGCAAGAACAACAUCGUCCUCAGCGCCGGCAUCCUCUUUGUGGCUGCAGGCCUCAGUAACAUCAUAGGAAUUAUCGUCUACAUUUCCAGCAACACGGGCGACCCAAGUGACAAGCGAGACGAAGACAAAAAGAACCAUUAUAACUACGGCUGGUCUUUUUACUUUGGAGCCCUGUCUUUUAUCGUGGCCGAGACGGUGGGCGUCCUGGCCGUAAACAUUUACAUUGAGAAAAAUAAAGAGUUGAGGUUUAAGACCAAACGGGAGUUCCUUAAGGCUUCUUCCUCUUCUCCGUACGCCAGGAUGCCGAGCUACAGGUACCGGCGACGGCGCUCCAGGUCCAGCUCCAGGUCCACCGAGGCCUCGCCGUCCAGGGAUGCGUCCCCCGUGGGCCUGAAGAUCACCGGGGCCAUCCCCAUGGGGGAGCUGUCCAUGUACACGCUGUCCAGGGAGCCCCUGAAGGUGACCACCGCCGCCAGCUACAGCCCCGACCAGGAGGCCAGCUUCCUGCAGGUGCACGACUUCUUCCAGCAGGACCUGAAGGAAGGCUUCCACGUCAGCAUGCUGAACCGGCGGACGACCCCCGUGUGAGGCCCACCCCUGCUUGCAGCUCCGGCCUGCCCAGAACGGCUCUUUGUGUCACACAGGAGGGCGUGUGAUCCUUAAGACGGAUGGACAAUGAACUCGAGCCAAACGCGGCCCUCCCUGGUCUCCAGGUGUCGUGGGCUGGCUUCGAGCGAAGGAAGCGCCAGGAGACUGGACUCGGGGCUGCGGUAGAAGCUGGAGGCUGACUUCAUCCCAAAACGGGGGGGUUGAUGCCCCAGGGUUUCCGAAAUCUCCCAGGAGGCCCAAGAGCCUUCCUGAGGCUGCAUGGCCUUGACCAACUCGGGAAAACAAAAUCGAGCCAUUAUCUCCUCUUGGAAACAAAUUUUGCCAGAA